GAAAAAAAAAUCUCUGAAAUUGUGUAUAUUCACUUGUGAGAGCUUUGAGUUUAACAUUGUAGAAACAUCUACUCGGAUCUGGCCCACCAAACACACACAAUGCAAACUCCCGGCGACCCAUCACCGGAAACCACCCAACACGGCGGUCUAUCUCUAUCUACCACCGACCCAAUUCGGUCCCUAAUGCUCUCAUCAUUAUCCCCAGAUGAUGAUCUUUAUUCACAAUCUUCAAUACCCUACACUUCUCUUAGAUCCAUGUGGUUCUCAGCCGACCCGUGUAACCGACCCGAACUUCUUUCCCUUCUUAAAGGAUCCAUUCUCAUCUUUCCCAGCCCCAAACCAAGAGAAAAGAGUGAGGAAUUGAAAGUGAGGUUGAGGAAGUUGGAAGAGGUUGCAGAGAGGAAGGCGUAUGAUGAGUUGGUUAAGGACAUUACGCCGAGAAAGGGUGUUGAAGAGCCUUUUUCUUCUUAUAAAGAUCAGCUUGGUUUUGGUUUGCAUGUUGUGCUUACAAUGUUUACUGGUUAUCUAGUUGGAUAUGCUGCAUUCAGAGCAUUGUUUGGCCAUAGCCCCGUGAUGAAUGCUGCUGGAGGCAUUCUUGGAUUGGUGGUUGGCAUGCUCGUAGAAACUCUUCUUUUCAUUGUUAGAGCCACUACCAUGGAAAAGAAGACCACGUUUACCACCUCACCAGCUAAGAAAAAUCAAUAGACAUGGUCAUGACGAAUAUAGGCUUGGACGCAAGGGUGGUCAAGUUAAUAGGGUUUCUUUUGACUCCUUGCUGUAUACGGUGGAAUGCAACACCAAUGCAUGUAUAUUUGCACUAGUAACUAUAGGUAUUAGGAACUGGUAUACUUUUGCAAGUCUAAUCUUCUUUGAGCAACAUUUAUGAUAGUGAAGUGAAGAUCCUUGUACCCGUAAUUUUACGUAUUAAAUAAGGUUUAGCAUUAGCAUGUACACAUUGGGUAUAUGUUUAUACAAGGAUCGUGCUGGUUGAAUUAA
Molecule: messenger RNA, 996 nt
Organism: Daucus carota subsp. sativus
Lineage: Eukaryota; Viridiplantae; Streptophyta; Magnoliopsida; Apiales; Apiaceae
Exons: 5
Coding region: 100-705 (201 amino acids)
Biological process (GO): vacuolar proton-transporting V-type ATPase complex assembly
Cellular component (GO): endomembrane system
Source: RefSeq, a predicted model, not a curated record